Phoenix dactylifera (date palm) is the source of this 727-nucleotide messenger RNA. The record is from RefSeq and is a predicted model, not a curated record. NCBI's taxonomy places the organism in Eukaryota, Viridiplantae, Streptophyta, Magnoliopsida, Arecales, Arecaceae.
UCCUGCCCCAAAAGAAAAGAAGAGGGAAAAAGAAACAAAAGUUUCAAAGCAAGCAUCCCUUUCACUUACUUCCACCGCACUCCCCAAUCAUUCCAAGAUGCCAACCUCGGUUUCCUUCAACGCAAAGCUCUCCAAGCCAUGCAAAAAGCUCCAAAUAAAGGCUCCUCAUGCUCUACAAAAGGCCCAUCUCCAUGAGGGCCUUCAGGUUCCCGUGCCUCCGCAAGGUUGGCAAGAAGAAGAGCACUUGUAGGGCCAGAUUUCGAUUGCUCCGGCGGGUGCUCUGGCCAUCGAGGCGGUCUGAAGACAUUGAUAAGGUUGGCGAGCUAAGGAGCAUGACUGAGAGGGUUCGAGCGCCCUGCCCGUCGCCGAUAACGCCGGCUUAUAUUAAGAUGGCGAGGCUUCGAAGGGCCGACAUCGAGGAGGGACCUGAUGAGGUAGAAGAGGCAUGUCGGAGCUUUGAGAAUUAUUUGGUGGAGAUGAUUGUGGAGGAAAGGAAGGUUCUAUGGAGAGCUAUGCAAGGACUUGUUCUCAAGCAGGGAAUGCGAGGCGACUGAUGAUAUUUGUGCUGAUUCAUGAAGGAUUUUAGGUCUGCAGCUGAAACUAAAAGAUUGUGAUUCUUCCCUUUUAUUGUUGGUUUGGAUUGAGAAGAUUAUUGUUCACAAUUAAUGUUGAUACUAAUGCAGUAUUUCUUUUUCAGUGUUAGCAUAUAAGCUAACCAUUCACCUUC